Messenger RNA from Papilio polytes (common Mormon), 1091 nucleotides. It is a transcript of the gene Fib-l, whose product is annotated as fibroin light chain-like. The transcript has 7 exons. The record is from RefSeq and is a predicted model, not a curated record. Bases 45 to 821 code for a protein of 258 amino acids. NCBI's taxonomy places the organism in Eukaryota, Metazoa, Arthropoda, Insecta, Lepidoptera, Papilionidae. Gene Ontology annotation, cellular component: extracellular region.
ACGUGUAUAUUAUAUACCGGAUUGGUCGCUUCUAGACCAGCACGAUGCUGCCCAUCACGUUAGUACUGCUCGUUGUUACGAGCGUAUUUGCUGCUCCAUCAGUGACCGUCACCCAGUACAACGUUAAUGACAUCCCUCCUGUCGCCGACAAUGGCAAACCAAGCUCAAGCAUCGAGAAUGCGUUCGACGUUCUGAGCGACGGUGGCGACACCAACAUCUACAUCCUAACAAUCCGUCAGAUCCUCAACGAUCUGGCUAACCAGUCCGACCCUAAGAGCCAGGCGCUCGCUGUCGGUCAGGCCAUCGCCAUCCUCGGCGAGCUGGUCUAUGGUAACCCUGGUGAUGCUUGCGCCGCCGCUGAGCUUGUGAACGCAUACACUAGCGGCAACAAAGCGGCUACUCGCGUCGCUCUCAUCAACUUCAUCCAGAGUCUGGUCGCCAACAUCGAUGCCUUCGUCCAGCUUAUCUUGAACCCCAACUCCGUCAGAUACGGUAGUGGUAGACGCGGCAACUGCGUGGGAGGAGGUAGGAGUUACAACUUCGAGGCUGCAUGGGACUCCGUGCAGUCAGAUGCCGACCCAUUCCUUUCAAGUUUGUACAACGAGGAAUACUGUGCUGCUAAGAGGCUGUACAACGCCUUUAACAUCCGUAGCAACAAUGUAGGCGCAGCCGCCACCGCAGCCUCUUUGUCACCUGUCACUGAAAUCGUACAGAGAGCUUACGCAGCUCUCGUUAACCUCUUGGGCGCUAUUGGAAACAACGGUAACGUUAUCGGAGCUGCCGCGACCGCUAAAGUCGAACUUAAACGAGCAAUCGUUUAAAUAUAACAGUUAUUACCAACAUGACAUCGUAUUACCAACAUAAGACAUAUUACCAAACAUGUCUAACCAAGUAUAUAGCAUUUAUAGUAUACACGUAUAGAAUCAAAUUAAUAGUCAAUGUUGUAAAUAUUAUAUAUUGUAUAUAGCAGGAUUAUUACUAUUAUUUAUGUAAAUAUAAAUCAUAUAAUAAACAACGACACGGCUUUUUAUUACGGAAAUGGAUUUUUUGUUUACUGACGAUUUCCAAUAAAGAUGUGUUCUUAUUUUGUA